Messenger RNA from Leucoraja erinaceus (little skate), 3329 nucleotides. Its product is annotated as calpain-15-like. The record is from RefSeq and is a predicted model, not a curated record. Gene Ontology annotation, cellular component: cytoplasm. Bases 171 to 3329 code for a protein of 1052 amino acids. Gene Ontology annotation, biological process: proteolysis. The transcript is spliced from 12 exons. NCBI's taxonomy places the organism in Eukaryota, Metazoa, Chordata, Chondrichthyes, Rajiformes, Rajidae. Gene Ontology annotation, molecular function: calcium-dependent cysteine-type endopeptidase activity.
CUCCCACUCUCUCUCCCGCUGUCAGUCGGUGGCGCGGAGCGGCUGCUGCCCGGGUGCCGAGCGGCGGCCGGAGUCCUCGGGCUGCCCCGGGUGUGGGGUCAAUGGGCGCCGCCUGCCCCGGAGGCUGAGACACGCGGCAUGGCGCGGUGAGCAGAGCCGGGAUCCGGGAGAUGGGGACGUCCGCCUCCUCCAUCGCCGCCGACACGGAGGCACGGGCCGGCCUCUCAGCCUCGGUGCCCCCGCUCUGGGCACCCGCGGUGUUCAACGCCCGCAGUCGCCAGCUCCAGCUGCCGAGGAGCCGCAGCAGAUAUGCGGGGACACUGCACUUCACGUCCACAGAGCGACCCAUUGCCCCGGUAGGCAGGAUUGCUGCCUUUCACACAGCAAGUGCUGUGCGACAGCCCGGCGAUAUGGCAACGAGGAGCGAGUGGCCGUGCACCCGCUGCACCCUCCUCAACCCCAGCGUGUUGCGGCAGUGCUCCAUCUGCGAGGCCCCGAGGGAGCGGCCCGACUUCAGCGACAUCCUGCGCCUCAGCACCGAGGAGCAGCAGUGGCCCUGCUCCCGCUGCACCUUCAGGAACUCCAUGCACAAGGGGCAGUGCGACGUGUGCGACUCGCCGCAGACCCCAACGCCGCCCAUGCCUCCCCUCGCCGCCUCCAACGGCCUCUCUCUGGGCCUGGCGGCGGCGGCGGAGCAACGGGGCUGCGGCCUGCAGGAGCCCGGCCGCUUGGCCAACGGUGACGCCAACGGCAGCAGCUGUGAGGAGAUGGCGCCGGACGAGACGAAGGCCUGGGCCUGCCAGCGCUGCACCCUCCACAACACGCCCUCGGCCAACUCAUGCUCGGCAUGCGGGGGGCCGCGCAAACUCUCGCUGCCCAAGAUCCCACCCGAGGCCCUGGUGGUGCCCGAGGUAAUGACGCCCGUCGGCUUCCAGCUGCCGUCGGGCCCUCCAACCCCGGCCGCACCCCAGCUCAGCGACCCGCCCGAGAGCGACCCAUCGCCCGCACGCCACGCAGCCAUCGACCCUGACAGCCCCAGGUCCCCGGUGCUCAGCCCGCUCUCUCCCUUGGUGCAGAACAACCCGGUGCCCCGCAGCCGCAGGGAGGUGCCGCCAGCCGCCAAACCCAAGCCCCCGCCGGCGGACCCCACUGCCCAGCCCGCUCCCAGCUCGUCGGCCCCCGCCGCCAGGGCCACGGCCCAGGGACAGGUCAAACCCACCGCCAAGCUGCAGGAACUGUUCUGCACCAAGAGGCUGAGCAUUCUGGACGAGGAGAUGGAGGUGUCGCCCAGCCAGUGGAAGUGUACGUCCUGCUCCCACGUCAACUCCGCCGCCCUGGCCAAGUGUGAAGCCUGCAAGGUGGCCAGAGCCGGAGACAUCAUUGACCUCACCGGAGACUCGGUCAGAUUCACCCCCUUCAGCCCCUCCAGCCCAGACUUCACCGUAUGGACCUGCUCCAAGUGCACUCUGAAAAAUCCCACCGCCGUCCAAAAAUGCACUGCCUGUUGUACGUCCAAGCUGCACGGUUUCCAAGAACACGGUCACGGCGAGCGAGGACCCAGGUGCCCCGAGUGCAGCGUGGAGAGGGCUGUGAGCGCGUCCGCCUGCCCCGCAUGUGGGAGCCGGGCGGCAGCCGCACGCAAGCCCAUCAAACUCUUACCCGUGCAGCAGCCCUGCUCCCGGGAGAAGCCCAACGAGUGGUCCUGCCCCGCCUGCACUCUCCUCAAUGACUUGAAGGCAAAACAUUGUGCAGCUUGCCACACUCCACAGCAGUACCUGACGCUGAGGAAAGGCUCCAAGCCAUUGAAGAGGAGGGAGAGCAUUCUGGUGGAAGCACGGAGGAAGACCGACGAGGGCGAGGCCAAGGAGUUGUGGGAGAACAUUGUGAAGUUCUGCCAGGAGAACCAUGUGAAUUUUGUGGACGACAGCUUUCCGCCGGGCCCGCAGUCGGUGGGCUUUCCUGACGGAGACAGCGUGCAGCAGCGGGUGAAGCAGUGGCUGCGGCCCCAUGAGAUCAACUGCACCACUUUCAAAGACCGCAACGUCAAGUGGUCCAUCUUCAGGACGCCGCGACCCUCCGACAUCUCGCAGGGGCUGCUGGGCAACUGCUGGUUUCUGAGCGCUCUGGCCGUGCUGGCUGAACGGCCCGAGCUGGUGGAGAGGGUGAUGAUCACUCGUGCCCUCUGCCUGGAGGGGGCCUACCAGGUACGGCUGUGCAAGGACGGCACAUGGAUAACCGUGCUGGUGGAUGACAUGCUGCCCUGCGAUGAAUACGGUUACCUCCUCUUCUCUCAGGCGCAGAGGAAGCAGCUGUGGGUGGCGUUGAUCGAGAAGGCUCUGGCCAAGCUGCACGGCUCCUACUUUGCGCUGCAGGCCGGCCGGGCCAUCGAGGGGCUCGCCACCCUGACCGGUGCCCCGUGCGAGAGCCUGAUGCUGCAGGUCAGUUCCACCAACCCCCGCGAGGAGCCCAUCGACACCGACCUCAUCUGGGCCAAGAUGCUGAGCUCCAAGGAAGCUGGAUUUCUGAUGGGGGCUUCUUGCGGAGGUGGCAACAUGAAAGUCGACGACACGACGUACGAAGCCACGGGCUUGCGGCCUCGCCACGCCUACUCCAUCCUCGACGUCAGAGACGUGCAAGGCUACAGGUCACUUGACCUCAGUCACGAGGCUCAUGCACGAGUUUCUGGUCCUGAGCUGCUGUCUCCGCUCAGGCUGCUGAGGCUGCGGAAUCCUUGGGGCCGAUUCUCGUGGUGCGGCAACUGGUCGGACGAUUGGCCGCACUGGCCGCAGCACCUGCGGCACGAGCUGAUGGCACACGGCAGCAGCGAGGGCGUCUUCUGGAUCGAGUACUCCGACUUCAUCAAGUAUUUUGAUUCCGUUGACAUCUGUAAGAUUAACUCUGACUGGCACGAGGUGCGACUGAUGGGGACGUUCCCGAACCGAACAAACGGCCCGGUGACGGUGACGGCACUGACGGUGCUCGAGCUCACUUUCCUGGAGUUCCAGCUCUUCCAGGAAGGCAGCAGGCGCUCGGACACGUCGGACAGCCACCUGCUGGACCUGUGCAUCAUGGUGUUUCGAGCUUCCUUCUCCAGCGGCAACAAGCUGGCCCUGGGCAGGCUGAUGGCGCACAGCAAGCGGGCGGUGAAGAAGUUUGUGGGUUGCGACGUGGCGCUGGAGCCCGGGGAGUACGCUGUUGUGUGCUGCGCCUUCAACCACUGGCAGAUGUCCAUGCCCGGCCUGCCCUCUCCGUCGCCUUCACUGUCCCCGGCAGCAGGAGUUGCCAGCCCAACCAGCAAUAGCCGCAGCUUCCCAACAAAGUAUUCCUAG